GCCAAGUGCAAUUGUGCAAGCGAGCAGAGGCGAUCUGGGAACGCGGCGAGGAACGUCGGGAACGCGAGAAAGUCGCCUCGGUAUCCGGGUGACUGUCAGCAUGAAAGCGGAGUUCAAAUUCAUGGGUGCGGUUGUUAUGUCUACGAGAGGCCCCUAAAAAUCCGCCGAUUCACCGGUCCGCCCGGUGGUCUCAACCAGGAACGUGUGGUUGACGGCCAGCAAUCUCUUACAUCUGUUUCGACAGAUGCCAUGAAGAUUGCUUAGUGCCACCGACUCUUCCGUCGCGUUGUAUGUUGCUGCAUUAGUCUUCGGACUAACGACAGACAGGGAGGAGUAGAUCGAGACGCUACCCGUAGUGCGAGUAGGGGAUUGCGACGAUCUUGUAGCCGACGAGAAAACCAAGAAACGAAUCGACCAGCAUGGAUUACAACUACGACCGACCCGUUAGUCGUGCCCGUGGACGGCUAGUGGCUUCACGCCAAGCUUUCUUCGAGCAGGCGAGCAAUCCCUCUCAGAAGAAAGAUAGCUCUCGACCGUUAACGAGUCUCGUCGAUGAGAAACUCGAGAUGUUCACGAAAUCCGCUCAGGAAGCCACCAGAAAUCUUGCCAAAUCAACUCCCGACUUGACAGCUCUCGAAGAGGAUGCCAACAUCCGUGUCAGCCAGCAUCUGUCCAAGUCAAGGAGCAAUCUGAACCAGACUUUCGACAGCUCGCUGUUCCGUGCGCCGAAAGCCGUCGACGAAGCCGAUUUCCGCAGACCAAGCUCACCCAACAAGUCGUUCAGUUCCUACUUCACCGCCAAAAAGCCCCCCCUGCCGCCCAAGAAACCCUCAUCACCACCGCCACCUGCACCCGUCGCAAAAGACACCAAAACACCUGCCCUGCGAGGGAUCACUCCUCCCGCAGGAGUAUCAAAAGCAGCUGCAACGACCGUUGGAAGCGUCCCGGGUGCAGGUGUUGCCCCGUCGGGCAAAAUGUCAGAGUUCGAUCGGAUCGUGAACUCGAUCAAAUCAACGGAUACCUACAAACGCUACAAGAACCAUCCCGCCAUGUCACAGCCUGAUCUUCGAAGACGCAGCAAGAGUCUCGGUUUUCUCGAGCUUGACGAGGAAGACAACUGGGUUCUUCCAACGAAACCGGUCGUGGAACCAGUUUUCCCCGAGCUCAGUGAGAGGUCUGUGAGCACUACUCACUUGGCAAAGAAAACAGCUUCAAAAGGCGGAUCCACCGGAGGAGCCGCCAACACGUCGUCGGAUGACGAAGCCAGCGACUACGAAGACGUCCCGAUUCCGUGCAACCGUCUCACCGCUGCCAAAUCAGAAUUCGAGCUCCGCGUCGAGAAAUCCCUCAAGAACCUCAACGUACCCGAUUGGUAUACAAAGUCGAGCCGACCGUCGAGUCGAGCUUCCAUUCUGUCCGGGCGCAACACGCCCGCCAUGUCGAGCGAACGCUUUACGCGCAACCGGCCCGACUACGAAUCGUUCCGGAGCGCCUACUCGGUGAGCAGCAGCACCGCUACCCCGAAACGUGAGACGGUUUCGCGAACGACGACCCCAUCGUGGAGAAGCUUCAGUCGCCGAAGUCCCCCGACCCCCAGCAGCGAGUCCGAGCACCAGAGCAUGGAGAAAACCCAGAACUGGAUCAACUCCCAACAUUCUGUCUUGACUACAACGACCACCACUGCCAGCACUAGAGAACCUUAUGCCGGGUGGAGACGUGCUAAAGACCUCUCGGAUACGGAGUUCUCUUCGUCUUUCGAGGAGAAACGCUGUGAAGGCAGCGAACGAUACUCGUUCUUGCAGGCUGUCAACAAUUCGGUCCUCUCCGAGGAUCGCAGCUAUUUGGAAACUAGCUUCGACUCGACCCCCACGACCGAGUAUCACAACAAGGUUUGGAUCGAGUCCUCGCUAAUUUCCAGACCCGCGGUCAACGGCUACCGACAGACCGAUUAUCAGGAGAUCUACAAGGGACAGAAUUAUCCUGGAUACAGACCCGAUUACGGAGUGUACGAGAAACGUCAGAAUCGUCACCCAGACGUAAUUUACAAUAAGGAGAAGCCGCCCAGACCAUCGACCCGGAAUCCUUUCUCGGGUGGCUUGCUCGAGGCCGUGGUCUGAAAGCAUUUGUGUAAUACUUCGCACCGCUUCAUUCUAAGCCUAGUCCAGCUUUAUUCCGGCCGGCCCCAUCAGGCUUUGUAUUUCGUGCAGGAACUUCCCUAGGGAGACCGACUCGUCUAUGGAAAACAGGCGUAAACCGUUCCGAUAAUUCCGACUGCUUCUGAAUGAGACGAAGUAUGAAAUCCAUCUGUGAACUCUUUCACACGGAGGAACUGACUCGAAUGAGAGACAGAUAAGAGGAACGGGGAUGUUCUUCCAUCCCCAGCUGACUGAAUCGCUGGAUAAGGGAGAGAGGGGAGGCAGCACGUGAACCUGCGAGCGAGCCGUAUAUGUAAAUAAAGUGCCUACCUCAGUUCUCGCUUAGUUAGCUUCGUAGUUGCGGAUACGAAGAACUGUUAGGGUCUCCGAUGGAAUUCGAGAGAGAGCAGACGCCGGACCCGUAUAAGGAAACAUCAGGCAAUAUACCUUUCAAUAAUAUAUAUAUACAUACAGUU
This is a messenger RNA of Galendromus occidentalis (western predatory mite), 2611 nucleotides long. RefSeq lists its product as uncharacterized. Lineage: Eukaryota; Metazoa; Arthropoda; Arachnida; Mesostigmata; Phytoseiidae. The record is from RefSeq and is a predicted model, not a curated record. The transcript has 3 exons. The coding region runs from base 420 to 2117 and encodes 565 amino acids.